This is a messenger RNA of Penaeus monodon (black tiger shrimp), 1746 nucleotides long. RefSeq lists its product as uncharacterized. Gene Ontology annotation, cellular component: membrane. NCBI's taxonomy places the organism in Eukaryota, Metazoa, Arthropoda, Malacostraca, Decapoda, Penaeidae. The transcript has 4 exons. Gene Ontology annotation, biological process: monoatomic ion transport. The record is from RefSeq and is a predicted model, not a curated record. Gene Ontology annotation, molecular function: ligand-gated monoatomic ion channel activity; signaling receptor activity. The coding region runs from base 306 to 1100 and encodes 264 amino acids.
AUAACUUGCAAUGUAUCUUAUUUUUUUAUCUGAAUGUGAAAUAUUGCAUUUUAAAGAUUCAAAUAUUAUUUUUACAGUUAUCCUUCUUAAACCUGCGGUCACCCAUCACCUACUCUUUUGGACAUUAGAUUCUAAAUUUACUGUAAAUCAGCAGAGUAGACAUGAUUGAAUUGUGGGAAUUAUAAUAGCUUCUUUAGACAAUGUGCCACUGCUAUGCAGCGAUAUUUUAUUCAUGUAUACCUGCUGUAUUCUAUAGUUACUAUAUCUUUUGUGAGCCAAAAAGGAGAUUUUUUUUCGUCUUUUAAAUGCUAUAUUACUUGACAGCGGUGCCCUGGGAGCUUCAAGGGGUCUCUGUACGAGUGCUAGGAGCCUUGUGGCUUUUAGUGGCACUGGUCCUGAGCUCGGUGUACCGGUCCAACUUGAAGGCUAUGCUUAUUUUACCGCGAGUAACGAUUCCAUUUGAUAAUUUAGAAGAACUAGUGCAAAAGGGCAUCCCAACCAAUGUUUAUGCAGGCACCCGGCUCCAUAGAGACAUUUUAAACGCCCCAGUAAACAGCACUUUAGGAAAGUUAAGGGACCAAAUUGAAACCAUUACUGACGGAAGAGAAAUGAUUACAAAGACUCUGAUGGGCACACACGUAGCCAUGGGACCACGAACCUCUUAUGAAUGGGCCCUUCAUGAUUUGUUUUCCUUGAGGGGUACAUGCUUGAUGCACAAUAUGAAAGGUAAUGUGAUCCAGUCAACUUGGUACAGCCUUGGUUUUCCAAGAGGAUCUCCACUCAGAGAAAAGGUUAAUACCAUCAUUCGACGUGUAAAAUACGCUGGGAUUUGGAAUCACUUGUACAGGACCUCUGUGGUUAAUGCUACAGAGUGUUUAAGGCCUCUUGAGUCCGGAUUCACAUCAACAAACCAGAGAUCGAUGACCUUCACAGACUUCGCUGGAGUUUUCUGCGUCUAUUUGGCCGGUGAGGAGCCUAGUCGUCCAAAACAAGAAGACGUUCAACGUGAUUCUAAAGAUUAUUUAUAUAGUAAUUGUACUGAUCUGAUAGACAUGAUACCAUUUAUACUGUUUAUUGAUUACAAGAGAAUACCAAUAUAAAUUUAGAUUUUCUAGGCUAUCCCACCCAGAUGUUUGGAGUCUAUUGCUUACUUUUAUUAUGAUUAAUUUUAACACAUUUCAAAGCCAUGUAGCAUAGCUAAAUAAUAUCAUUCGAAACAUGCACAUACAAAGCUAUAUCACCUCAGUAUCUAAAAUUAUUCCCCGGGAAAAAUACCUUUUGACCACCAAUAUCAUUCAUACCACCUGCAGGAGCGCUGGUAUCAGCUCUGGUGUUCCUAAUGGAGAUGCUAGUGGCAAGACUUGGCUAGGACUCCUGGACUCCUGGAUCCUGAUCAUGACGACCAAAUGGCGAUCAUCUGUGGAAUAAGCACUUGAUAGUUGUUUCUAUGAUGUCAUGCACAGAGAAAAAUAUUGCAGUAUGUGUUUAUGUACAGGAGUUACUAUAAUAUUUUCACUUCAGUCUGAUAGCUGGAGAAUACAAAGCUUGGCUGUGAUUGGUGGAUUCGAGCCAGAAAGAAUCGCGUGUGGAGUGGGGAGUUACUUUGGUUACGAGACAGAAAUAACUGAUCGUCACUAUUGUUAAUGAUGCUAAAUAUGAUGGUAAUAGUAACAGUAGUAGUAGCAGUACUAAUAAUACUAAUAAUGAUAAUGAUGAAUAGCAAAACACUCUUCCGUGCUGAUACAA